Akanthomyces muscarius is the source of this 1770-nucleotide messenger RNA. RefSeq lists its product as uncharacterized. Lineage: Eukaryota; Fungi; Ascomycota; Sordariomycetes; Hypocreales; Cordycipitaceae. The record is from RefSeq and is a predicted model, not a curated record. Gene Ontology annotation, molecular function: ATP binding; ATP hydrolysis activity. The transcript has a single exon. Gene Ontology annotation, biological process: protein insertion into mitochondrial inner membrane from matrix; mitochondrial respiratory chain complex III assembly. Gene Ontology annotation, cellular component: mitochondrial inner membrane. Bases 1 to 1770 code for a protein of 589 amino acids.
AUGGAUACUUUGUUGACGACUGCUGGCUCCGUCUCCCCGCUAUCACAAUUGCUCUUAUUUGUGUACAAGCUUCUAGGAGCACAGUUUGGCAUCGACCCCUCCUUGCUUUUGACUGCGGUUGGUUUUAUAUGGGGUUUCUCCAAAAUAUUCAAUCAGGUCUACUUCUACCUGGAAUCCGUUAUCCAGCGUUUCCUCAUGUGCUCCGUACAGAUAAGCGAGGAUGAUCACAUCUACGACCAUGUCAUGAAGUUCCUGGCGCAGCAUCCCUCCCUCAAACGCAGCAAGCAGCUCACAGCACAGACAGUCUACCGAAGCGCCUGGGAUGAUGACGACGAAGAAGAGGAGGAAGGAAAGGCUUUAUUUCUUACCAGUGGCGGUGAUGAUGAGACUACGGACAACCGAUAUCUCAAUUUUUCUCGUCAGGCUGCCACCUCGCCACCUCGCUACAUUCCGGGCUUGGGGCGAACGGGCUUCUGGUACAAGAGCACAUACUUUCGACUGUUCCGGUUCAAGGAAUCUUUUGCCAACAGCGGCGGUUGGGGUCCUAUGAAGGACGUCGAAUCUGUUGAGAUUGCGUGCUACGGAAGAUCCAUCGUUCCUAUUAAAGAGCUGCUGGCGGAUGCCAAAGCACUGUACUGGAAAGACAUGGCGCAGAAGACGACCAUCUAUCGACCGCGUUCCAAAGAAUUGCGCCGCGACUACAACAUGUGGCAGCAGGUUGCUCGACGGCCCGUUCGUCCGAUUCGCACCGUCGUUUUAGACAACAAGGAGAAGCACAACGUGCUAGCCGAUGUCAACGAAUACCUUCACCCCGCUACCCCACGGUGGUACGCGUCUCGCGGUAUCCCGCUGCGCCGUGGCUAUCUCUUCCACGGCCCCCCCGGUACUGGCAAGACUAGCUUUUCGUUUGCACUUGCCGGCGUAUUUGGUAUCGAUAUUUAUGUCAUCAGUCUUCAGGACGCCAGCGUUACUGAGGAGGAUCUCGCCGUUCUCUUUACAAAGCUCCCUCGUCGCUGCGUUAUUCUGCUGGAGGACAUCGACAGUGCUGGUCUCCGUCGAGAAGGAGCUGAUGCUGACGGUGAAGGCAAGGGCAAAGAAAAGGACAAGAAAAAGGACUCCAAGUCUAAAGACAAUGGUUCGGCCUCCAGCGAUAGCGAGAGUGACUCGUCGUCUGAUGAAGAGCCUGUUAAAUCGAGAAAAAAGGGCCGUCGCAGAGGUCAGAGUGAAACCCAACGAAAGCGUGGUCCUAAGAAGGGGAUCUCUCUCUCUGGUCUCCUGAAUGCUAUUGACGGCGUCGCCUCCCACGAGGGUCGCGUGCUCAUCAUGACGACAAACAAACCCGAGUCGCUCGACGAGGCACUAGUGCGGCCCGGCCGCGUAGAUGUGCAGGUCGAAUUCGGCCAUGCUAGCGCGUUUCAAGUCGCCGAGCUUUUUCAGCGCAUGUAUGAAGCUCCUCGCGUGGCCAAGAAGGCCCAGGAGAGCAGGUCCGACGGGCCCGUCAAGAAGCCCGCAGCGGCGAAGCAGAAUAAUAUGAUAUACGAGCAAACUAAUUCGGCAUACAAGAUCGACAUCGACGAGGAUGAAAUGAAGGAUAUCGCAGUCGAAUUUUCUAGGCGUAUUCCGGAGGGCAAGUUUUCGCCGGCGGAGGUGCAGGGUUUCCUGCUCAAGAGGAAAAAGAGCCCGCGCAGGGCCUUAGAGGAGGUGCAUGCGUGGGUGGAAGCUUCGUUGAAGCAGAAAGAGACCAAGUCCAAGGUGGUGAAGGUGCAAUAG